AUGGCUGUUUGGCGUGUAAUCAGUCGGUCGUAUCUCAAGUACGCAUCAAACCAAUUAAGCAGGAGUUACAGUCUUGCUACCUCUUUUACUCAUGUUGUAAAGCAGACAAAGUUGUCUUCUUUUGACCUCCCGAAUUCAGACAUCUGUACAAGACCUUCACACAUCUUCGAUAAUGUCAGGUUACUUGCCACUUCAGCUCAGGUAAGGAAGAAGGAAGAGGAAGUUAAAUCCGAUGGUCCACGUCUCAAUGAGAAGAUUACUGCCGAGACUGUCAGAUUGGUUUCCGAGGAAGGACACUGCGUUGUAUCCCUGAAGGAAGCCCUCAGACGGGCUAAGGAGCUCGAGUGUGACUUAGUUGAGGUCCAGAGAGAUGCUAAGCCACCAGUGUGUAAAAUUGUAGACUACUCGCAGGAGAAGUACAAAAAAGCUAAAGUAGGAAAGGAGUGUGCUAAGGCCAAGCGGGCUGAGACAACCAUUCGACCUGAGGUCAAGGAAAUUCGAUUUACCCCAAAAAUUGAUGCAAAGGACCUACAGUUUAAAGCGAAACAAGCAUUGGAAACUGAUGGAAAGUGGAUAUCGUGUGAAGUUCCUGAUAAGGACAAAAAGAAGGAACUUGAACCAGAGAAGCUGCUUGAUUUAUUAUCUCGCUUCACUUGCUAUAUCGAAGAUGCACUUGUGGAAUUCGGGCCAACAGCUGAUAAAGGUAACGCCGUUGCGGUGGUUAGACAUGCCAAGUUUGGCCCACCCAAGAAAGGAAAGGCGAUAAAACUGAAGGAAAUGAACAUAAAGACUGCAGCCCAAAUAAAAUAUGAGUCACCAAAGCCUGACAGCUCGGAAGAUGGAGGAGGGUCUAUUGUUGAUGAUCUGGAAAAUAUAGAGACGCCCGAACCUGAGUUCGGUGCUAAGCAGGCCCAACCAGUUCAAGUGCAGAAUAAGUAUGCAAAUAGAGAACCGAGCAGUGACUUCUUGGGAGGUAGAGAUGCAAACCGGUUUGAACCUCGGUCUCCAAACCAGCCUGUAAACCCACAACGUCCUCGGUUCCAAAACCAAGCUCCAAAUGAACAACCUACUGGACGGUUCGAUCCUCGGUCUCCAAAUCAGCCUCCAAGUACACCACGGCCGAGGUUCCCAAACCAAGCUCCAAAUCAGUUCGGUCCUCAAUCUCCAAACCAGCCUCCAAGUCCCCCACGGCAUGGGUUCCCAAACCAACCAUCUACUGGGAGGUUCGAUCCUCAGUCUCUAAUCCAGCCUCCGAGUCCACCACGGCCUCGGUUCCCAUACCAAGCUCCAAAUCAACAACCCUCAGGGCCAUCUCCAAACCGCCACCUAGACCGGCAAGGUCCUCCACCUAGAUUCCAAAACCAAGCUCCAAAUGAACAACCUACAGGUCGAUUUGUACCUCAGCCACCAAACCCUCCUCCCCGUGCUCCACCACGUCCACCAACCCGGUUACCAAACGAAACUCCAAACCAACAACCUACGGGGCCGGUUUCAAGCUAUGGAAUUUUCAGCACCCCAAAAACGAAGUAG
Arabis nemorensis is the source of this 1530-nucleotide messenger RNA. Lineage: Eukaryota; Viridiplantae; Streptophyta; Magnoliopsida; Brassicales; Brassicaceae. The record is from the annotation of a GenBank genome assembly.